AUGGAAACAUAUAGUAGUAGUAAAACAGAUACAAGGAUUAUACGGUAUGGAUAUGGACGUGCCGACGUUAACGGGGGGAAAUUACAUUUCGUUUCAUACAAUAGAUUCACACCAACUGCCAUUGAAACUAGCACUAGUUAUAGAAACAUAGAUUAUAGAACAAUCUUUAUAUUGGAUAAGCAAUUUGGAUACCAAGCAGAAUAUGCUAUUAAAGAACUGUCAACCUUGACCAAAGAAGAAGUUGAACACUAUAAAUGGGCUUACAAUUCUGGAAUGGAUAUCAUCUUCCCUAUUUCCAUCGCUGUUGAUAUGAUGAUUGGUCUAGCUAAACUGUACACCCACAACAAGUUUGUCACGGUCAUUCAGUUCCUACCGCUCAUGUUUAUGUUCUCUGAUCUGAUUGAGAACUACUACAUUUAUAAUACGCUAAAACAAUUUCCGUUAUCUCCAGCAAGCGACCUUCAAUUAAUUCAAUCCUAUCUUAAAACUGGUUCCCAACUAACCAUUUCAAAAUCAAGACAGGAAGCCAAACUAUUGGAAAAACAAAAUCAAUUAAAAGCAAAAUAA
Molecule: messenger RNA, 567 nt
Organism: Cavenderia fasciculata
Lineage: Eukaryota; Evosea; Eumycetozoa; Acytosteliales; Cavenderiaceae
Exons: 4
Coding region: 1-567 (188 amino acids)
Source: RefSeq, a predicted model, not a curated record